Trichoderma breve is the source of this 624-nucleotide messenger RNA. RefSeq lists its product as uncharacterized. The record is from RefSeq and is a predicted model, not a curated record. The transcript is spliced from 3 exons. NCBI's taxonomy places the organism in Eukaryota, Fungi, Ascomycota, Sordariomycetes, Hypocreales, Hypocreaceae. Bases 1 to 624 code for a protein of 207 amino acids.
AUGGCCUCCCUCGUAGACACGCCCACCACCCGUCUAAGACGAACAUUUGCCUACCCCAACGACGACUCAGACUCCGACUCCCCCGAAGCAAUGGACGAACAAGAACAAGACUCCCUCAUCCAAACCCUCGCAUCCCAAAACGAAUCCCAAAACGAAUCCCUCAACCGCAUCCUCAUCGCCCUCCCGCUCCUCUCAACAAUCGCCUACCUCCGCCCGCUCUUCAACCCCGCCACCACAUCCUUCGCAGUGUUCUGCCUGACGUCCCUCCUCGCCACGGCGUUUCUGCUGUAUAAACUACCUCCCACCGAGACGGGCAUCGGCGUGAUCGAUGCUUGGGCCGGUGGGGGGAUUGACGCUGGCGUUGGCGUGCUCGGUCGUGCGCCUGUCGAGAUGCGUUCCCCUUUGGAGAGGACGCUGCCGUAUUUGAACCUCGGUCUGGUUGUUUUGUUGAUCCUCAUGGGCUUGGUAAGAGGAGAUGAAAGAGGAGGCGGAUUCGGAUGGGUCAGCAUGGGCAACGUGCCGGGGCUCGUCUACUCCGUUGCCAUAACAGCAAAAGUUGUCAUGGCGGGCGUAGAUCCGGAGAAAGAAUUAACAGGCCUCAAGUACGGCUACAAAGGUGCUUGA